AUUAUACUAAAUUACCGUAAAUUAACUGGCUAACAUGGUUGAAAAGUUGCUGACCGAUGAGUUUACCUUUAUGAGGAAUGCUUAGCGCAUUAAAACAUUUUUCAUCUGAACGGAAAUAUAUAAAAACUAAAUAAAGCUUAAUUAAAGAAAUUAGCUUGGCAGCAUUAGUGUACCAGAGCCUAAUUUUGCUAACUGUUAUGCUAUUUGAAAGGAGGCGUUCAGGUGAAUCGUGUAGACUGUCUGUUGGAACCAGCGGCUGGGUUAAAGACUUUAUCCUGUCAUUGGUCAGGACAGCUGGUCCUUCAUGUGUCCGAAAAACACAGCUUUCUCUGCUCAGAUGUCUGCAGCACUGAGUCUACGUCUUCUCCACUGCUACUCCAAACAAGGUACAUUUGGAUAUGGCUGCGGUGCAAUUCGCCCGCUGAGUCUCAGUGUGCAGAGAGACGGCUACAAGUAUGUAAAUGCUCAGGAGCUGCCAACAGACAUGAGAUCCAUCACUGACCGGGCUGCCACAACCCUGCUUUGGACCGAGCUCUUUAGAGGUUUGGCAAUGACCAUGAGUUAUCUGUUCCGUGAACCUGCCACCAUCAACUACCCAUUUGAGAAGGGUCCUCUGUCGCCCCGCUUUCGUGGGGAGCACGCCCUCCGCCGCUAUCCUAACGGAGAGGAGCGCUGCAUUGCCUGUAAGCUUUGUGAGGCUAUCUGCCCUGCUCAGGCUAUCACUAUUGAAGCUGAGACUCGAGCCGAUGGCAGCAGGCGGACCACACGCUAUGACAUCGACAUGACCAAGUGCAUCUACUGCGGCUUCUGCCAGGAAGCCUGUCCUGUUGAUGCCAUUGUUGAGGGUCCGAACUUCGAGUUCUCCACAGAGACCCACGAGGAGCUGCUAUACAACAAAGAGAAGCUACUCAACAACGGAGACCGAUGGGAGGCUGAGAUAGCAGCCAACAUACAAGCAGACUAUCUGUACAGAUAGACUCACUGUGGGAAGGUCCUGUAUGUCCUCCUGAUAUGCAUUUAAAGAGAUUACUGGCGGUUUUACAGUUAUGCCAGCGGGUUCCGAGUGGUAAAGCCUCAUACACUGAGGAAAUUCUAUAAAAAAACGCACAAAUUGUAUGCCUCUUGGGUGUAGUUGUACUUUUUUGACGUUGAGCUGUAGCACGUCAAAGCUUGCAAUAUAAGAGUAUAUUAUUUGAAAUGUUUGUUUUAAAGAUAUUGACAGACCUGUUGCAAAUUUAACUAACCGAAUUUAAAUUAAAAGGGAAAAACCUCUGAAACUGA
Molecule: messenger RNA, 1281 nt
Organism: Haplochromis burtoni (Burton's mouthbrooder)
Lineage: Eukaryota; Metazoa; Chordata; Actinopteri; Cichliformes; Cichlidae
Gene: ndufs8b
Product: NADH:ubiquinone oxidoreductase core subunit S8b
Exons: 7
Coding region: 305-976 (223 amino acids)
Biological process (GO): mitochondrial electron transport, NADH to ubiquinone; mitochondrial respiratory chain complex I assembly
Cellular component (GO): membrane
Molecular function (GO): 4 iron, 4 sulfur cluster binding; NADH dehydrogenase activity
Source: RefSeq, a predicted model, not a curated record